AUGACAACGAGGAAUUCUUGGAGUGACAAUCUUAAUGUUCAAGAUGAUCCUCUAGUAGGUUCUGAUGAUGAUUUAACAGAGCCCAUGCAUACUUCUCCAUUCAAAAGAAUUUCAUUUCCAUAUCUUGAUUCCUAUUCAACUGCAGUUUCACAUCUGGUCGAACAACAAAUUGAAGUGCUCACAAAUAUUUCAUUAAAUAUGGCACAAGAUGAUUUUGAUGAAUGCAAAAGCUUACCUUGGUGUGACACAUUCAAGUUCAAAUAUCGAUAUUAUUGGAAUAAUUCAGCAUCGUCACAACCACCACCUCCACAACCUUACUAUUCCUCAAUUAGAGAACUUUUUACAAAAAUUAAUAACGAUUUUAAUGAAGAAAUGCAACGACGAAAAGAAAAUUUGGGAGCCAUUCUAGACAAGACUGUGGCAUUGUUUGAAAUUCAUGUCUAUUCGGACAUUCCACCAGAUUCCUGUCAAUCAUUUUCAUUGGAUUUUGUCAAUCAGAAUUUAACACGAAAACUUUACAUGCACAUGAAAUUUGUGGGCAAAGAGCCAACUCCAACCGUUGAUUGUGGCAUGCGUGGAUUUUUUGAAACUCAUGUAAAGAAUUUUUCCUUCACACUUCAAAAUUUUCAUGUGAGAAAUUUUAUAAUGCCUCAAGGACCAGCUGUAGUGAUUGAUUGCGAUCUUGGUGGAUUCUUGAGGCUUCCUUCGAACUUUUUUAGUGCACUCGUGAAUGUCGUCAAUAAGGGAGAAAUUGAUUUUGAAGGAGAAAUAAUAUUUUUAAGAAAUUACCGAUCGCUGAUACCAAGAGUGACCUAUUCCUAUACAUACAGAGCGAGAGCUUUGAUUCUCUAUAAUUCAACCAUUCACAUGGCGAACUUUUUUAUUCCUUCACAAAAUAGAGUAUGGGUUGUAAAUUCUCAGUUUUAUUUAUUGGAUUCUGUGGAUGUAGAAGAACCUGGACAAGUGGUGGUUAUGAAUUCGUCAAUAUCUUGUUCAAUGAGUCAAGAAUUGAAUGUUUUCCCGUUUCUCACAAUUUCAUACUCACGAUUUGUUAGUAUUAAUUUAACAACGAUCGAUCGAUGUGUUGGAAAAACUGUUCUAAGAAUUGAACAAUGCAUUGACGUGGUGAUGAAUGAAUUGAAGGUUACCAAUAAUUAUAAUCCACAAAAUGGAGGAAUUGUGCAUCUGAAAAAUUGCAGAAAUGUCAAUUUAUUGAGUUCACAAUUUAUUAGAAAUAUUGCCAUGGAAUCUUCACUCGUAUUAGAUAGCGUACUCUCAGGUUCUGUUACUUUCUCAGAAUUUAUAGAGAAUGAAUCAUUUACAGAUGGAGGAGCUCUCACUUACAAAUUUUCAGAAGUAAGGUCCGCUUUGACACAAAUUUCUUCAUCCACCUUUUUGAGAAAUAAGGCACUUGGUAAGGGCGGAGCGAUUCGAGCAGAAAAAGCAAGCAUUGAUGUCGUAUUUUGUAAAUUACUCGAAAACUCGGCCAUGAUGAGCGGUGGAGCAUUAUACACAACCGCCUUCACUUAUAUUGAAGGAAGUGAAUUUUAUGGAAAUACUGCUAUUUCUGGAGGAGGAGCAAUUUAUGGUGCAAAUACUUUGGCUAUGAUCCGUUCUUCUCUACGAAAUAAUUCAAUACUGUCACAAACGAUCAGCCUGUGUGGAAAAGAGAGUUGUGACGGAACAGGAGGAGCGCUUUUUUUGAACGUUCCGUCUGUGGAUAAACAAUUCAAAAUGAUUAAUGUGACAUUUAUGGACAAUCGAGCAGUGAGAGGAGGUGCCAUUGGACUUACAAAUUGUACCUUUCAUGACUUGGAAGAUGUGACAAUUGUCAAUAAUGCAGCCCUUUAUGCAGGAGGAGGAAUUUUCUACUUUGGUUUUCGUCCUCAUGAAAUUCCACAAUUUCAAAACAUUAACAACAACAUGGCUGGAACCUAUGGUCACAACAUGGCCUCUCCAAUCAAGACAACUCAAUGGGUCUAUCAAAUCAAAGGCUCAACAGAUACCUACUCGGCCCAACAGGGAGUAAGGUUAUAUCCUGGUCAAUUAUUCUCCUUGCAACCUACCUCUAAGGACAUAUUUGGAAAUGAAAUUGGAUCCUUAACGGAGGAAUUUGCAAUUAUAAUGGAAGAUUUCCGAAUUCGAAUUUAUGGAAAAAGUAGAUCACUUGAAAACAUGUAUCUCUCUGUGAAUCAAUCGAGCUCAUUAUCCAGUAUUCCCACUUCUUUCACAGUGACAUUUUUUGAAAGCUCAAUCACCAUUCCACUUGAUUUAAUUCAAUGUCCCUAUCAGUUUGAUCUAGUUCCUGCAGCUUACAACUCAGAUUAUGAAUUUAUUUGUAAGGAGCAUAUCUCUAUUGGAAGCAUUGUUGCCAUUGUGAUUGCAUCCACCAUUGCUUCAUUUUCAAUAUUUAUGUCAAUUGUCAUUGUGGUAGGUUAUGUAAGUUGCAAGGUGGCAAAGAAAGUUCAGUAUUGGAGAAAAAGAGAUCAAGCAGAAAAGGAAAUGGAAAAGCGUCUACUUGAAAAUCAAGUCAUUUAUUCUGAUGAAGAAAGACAAGCGAUGGAAAGCUCUAACAGCAACAGCAUUACAAAAUCUAAGAGGGGAUUUAUUAUUGGGCUGGAUCAAAUAUUUAUUGAUAAAAAGAUUGGAGAAGGUGGAUGUGGAGUCGUUUAUUUAGGAAAAUGGCAUCACAAUACAGUAGCUGUCAAAUGUCUAAGAGUGGAUUCUGCUGCUGCUCAUUCAGAUGAUAUUGAAAAGGAGGCUUCAUUGCUCUGUCGAUUAAGACAUCCAAAUGUUCUUUUAUUUUACGGAGCUGCAAUUACUCCACAAAAACACUAUCUCGUUGUUGAAUAUUUAGAAAGAGGAAGUCUUGAAAAAUUGAUUCAUGAAGUUCGAAGAAAGGAAAAUCCAUCACCCAUUGAUUUUUGUACAAAGAUAGGAAUUUUAAUUGAUGUCGCUUGUGGCAUGGAUUAUUUACAUUCUCUCAAACCAUCGCCAAUUAUUCAUAGAGAUUUAAAACCAGCAAAUAUUCUACUAGACGCCAAUGGAAUGGCAAAAGUUUGUGAUUUUGGACUUUCUCGAAUGAUGACCAAUACUUGUAUUGAUACAACCACCAUGUGUGUGGGUACUUUAUUUUACAUGGCUCUAGAAUUAUUGAACACUGAAGAUCCUUCCUUUUCUCCAGCCAUUGAUGUUUAUAGCUUUUCAAUUAUCAUGUGGGAAAUAUUCUUUGAAGAAAAUCCAUAUGUCUAUCCCAAAACAUCGAAAUUAUUUGCAGUAUUGAAUCGUUCUACAUCGAAUCGAAUGGAUUCAUCAUCAUUACAAAAUGGAAAAAAUAGAAAUGGACAUUCCAAUCAAACUCCAGUGACACCUUUUACCAUCCUGUCAAAAGUCAUGCGUGGAGAACGACCUUUGAUUCCAUUUUCUACACCAGAAGAAACGAGCAUGUAUUUGGAAAAAUUUAUGCCAGAAUAUAAUCAAACACCGAAAAAUCAAAAAACAUCCAUCAUGACUCUCGAAUUAAGAAAAAGUCAAAUUCUGUCAAUUGUCAAUGAGUAUAUUGAUUUAAUGAGAUUAUGUUGGAGUGGAGAUGUCAAUGAUCGUCCCACCUUUAAAACGAUUCAUAGAAAAUUAACAAAUAUGAAACAAGAAAUGGAAGGUUUAAAAUUUUCACAAAACACAAAUUCGAAUACGCCACCCAAACGAACACCUCCAAAAAUGGAAAUUAUGAAUGUUGGACAUGAAAUUGAAUUGUUAGGAGAAGGAUCAGUCUCCUCGAAUUAUCAUGCAAUGCCAAACGACCAUGAGGAGAUUUUGUAA
Naegleria fowleri is the source of this 3819-nucleotide messenger RNA. RefSeq lists its product as uncharacterized. Gene Ontology annotation, biological process: protein phosphorylation. The coding region runs from base 1 to 3819 and encodes 1272 amino acids. The record is from RefSeq and is a predicted model, not a curated record. The transcript is spliced from 5 exons. Gene Ontology annotation, molecular function: ATP binding; protein kinase activity. NCBI's taxonomy places the organism in Eukaryota, Heterolobosea, Eutetramitea, Acrasida, Naegleriidae.